Alternaria arbusti is the source of this 396-nucleotide messenger RNA. RefSeq lists its product as uncharacterized. The record is from RefSeq and is a predicted model, not a curated record. NCBI's taxonomy places the organism in Eukaryota, Fungi, Ascomycota, Dothideomycetes, Pleosporales, Pleosporaceae. The transcript has 2 exons. Bases 1 to 396 code for a protein of 131 amino acids.
AUGACCUCGACCUUUUUCACGCCGUUCUCCCUCGCUUCUCUACCUAACGACCAUCACCCGCGCGUCCUCGAAGCCCACAUCGUCAUCCAUGUACUCAUUCUCAGUACCGCGAUCCUGCUCAUCAUGCAACUCAUCUCGCAUACGGCUGCUGCUGAGGCGGUCGAAGACUAUGGCGUACCGCCAGAAUGGAAGAAGCAACUCAUGCGACUAACGCUCGCAAAGACCCGCACACGACAUCGAACGUCAGCCAUCAAGUCGAAACUCUACACUUCGCAAUGGCACAUCAUCACACUGGACCAGCGACUCGGACAACCCACCAUCGUCAUCUCCGGCAUCCUUGGCUCAACACACAUACCACCCCUUUCUCCACCCGGCCUACAAGCCCCUAGCUCAUAA